Notodromas monacha is the source of this 1467-nucleotide messenger RNA. The record is from the annotation of a GenBank genome assembly. Lineage: Eukaryota; Metazoa; Arthropoda; Ostracoda; Podocopida; Cyprididae.
UUGAUCGUAUGCUUCACAGGUGCCAUUGAAUUCGUGUGAAUGGUUUGAUUUCGCGCCUCAAAUUUAAUCAUGCCCUGUGAACUUAUCACGCUUCAGCUUGGACAAUGCGGUAAUCAAGUUGGAUUUGAGUUCUGGAAGAAGCUAUGUCGCGAGCACGCGAUUACACCGGAUGGCAUUCUUCUCCCGCAAGCUUCAGAGAGCAAAGCCCUCGAUCGGAAAGAUGUAUUCUUCUAUCAGGCUGACGAUAAUCAUUACAUCCCCCGAGCUGUGUUGCUGGAUUUGGAACCUCGAGUGAUCAACAGUAUAAUGUACUCAGAAUACCAGAAGCUUUAUAACAAGGAGAACGUUUUUCUACCGGCUGAAGGAGGUGGCGCGGGAAAUAACUGGGCUGCCGGUUACGGCUUAGGCGAGAAAUCGUACGAAGCAAUUUUUGAAAUAUUGGACCGUGAAGCAGAAGGGUCUGACAACUUGGAAGGAUUCUUCGUUUGCCAUUCUAUAGCGGGCGGAACGGGUAGUGGUAUGGGCUCAUUCGUUUUAGAAAAACUGAAUGAUCAUUUCCCGAAAAAGCUCGUGAAAACCUAUUCGGUUUUUCCGAGUCAAGAUGAGUCGUCUGAUGUCGUUGUUCAGCCGUACAACUCGAUUCUGACUCUCCGUCGCUUGGCAGAAAAUGCCGAUUGCGUGACUGUUCUUGACAACCUAGCUCUGAAUAAGAUUGCAGAAGAUAGGCUGCAUAUUUUGAAUCCCACCUUUGUUCACAUCAACAAUAUGGUCUCCACAAUAAUGUCUGCUUCAACGGCGACAUUGCGAUAUCCGAGCUUCAUGAACAAUGAUCUGAACGAAUUGAUUGCCCCUCUUGCACCGUUGCCUUUGUUGCAUUUCUUGAUGACGGGUUACACUCCGUUGUUCGGUGAGACGGAAGAGGGCGUGUCGAGGAAAACAACUGUUUUGGAUGUUCUAAGACGACUUCUCCAGCCUAAGAACAUGAUGGUUUCUACGAGUAAAUCCAAAAACUCGCGAGUGGAACACUGUUACAUCAGUGCCAUGGCCAUUAUUCAAGGGGAUAUCGACCAUUCUCAAGUGCACAAAAGUCUGAACCGGAUCCGUGAGAAAAAAAUGGCGAAGUUCAUUCCAUGGGGUCCGGCAGGUCUCCAAGUUUCCGUGUCUCGUCGCUCGCCCUUCGUGGAAUCAACUAACCGAGUAUCUGGGCUGAUGCUCGCUAAUAAUUCGUCAAUCGUUUCCUUGUUCGAACGAACUCUGCAACAAUUCGACAAGUUGAUGAACAAGCAAGCUUUCCUGGAUCAGUUUAAGCGACAGGCAGUAUUUGAAGAUAACUUGUCGGAAUUUACUGAAUCGCGAGAAGUCGUUCAGAAACUUGUCAAUGAGUACAUUGCUGCCACAAGUGCGGACUACUUGACUCCCGUCACCGACCCAGCCGACGAUUACCUCUUGAAACAAGCCGGAAGCUGA